Molecule: messenger RNA, 640 nt
Organism: Drosophila subobscura
Lineage: Eukaryota; Metazoa; Arthropoda; Insecta; Diptera; Drosophilidae
Gene: B9d2
Product: B9 domain-containing protein 2
Exons: 3
Coding region: 71-604 (177 amino acids)
Biological process (GO): cilium assembly
Cellular component (GO): MKS complex
Source: RefSeq, a predicted model, not a curated record
UGUAUUAAUGAGCAGCAGCAGCAGCAGCAGCAGCAGCAACAUCAAGUGAAAGCGUUAAACAGAUCAAUUGAUGGCGGAGGUGCACAUAAUUGGACAAAUAUUGAAAGCAGUUGAUUUCGACGAGCCACAUCUGUACUGCACGUGGACACUGCAAAGCGGUAGCGCCUGGCGCUUGAUUCAGGGCGAGUUGCACGGACAAACGCACGUCUCCGCGAACCGCUUGGAGAGCUGCUCUGACUUUGCUGCGCCCUUGGACAUUCACUUGAGUUGCGCCGCCAUCCAGGGUUGGCCCACGCUGCUGGUGGAGGUGCACGCGGUGAAUGUGCUGCAGCAGUCGUGGCCCGUUGGCUACGGCUUUGCCCACAUACCCGCCACGCCCGGUGCCCAUCGGCUGGAGAUAAACACCUGGAAGGUUGCACCCAACGGCUGGUGGCAGAGCCUGCGCGAACGCUUCGGCGGCGGUGGAGCGUCGCUGAGUAAAACCGAUUUGCUCUUCUCCGGCGUCGAGCGUUACAAACUGCAAACUCGCAGCUCCGGCAAAAUCAUUGCUGACCUCAACUUGAUCUUUCGCAAAUUCGAGGAAUACGGCGUGGAAUUUAAUUAGAAAUGGAGCAGAAGUGCCUCCUGCUUUGGGUGCUGU